Coccidioides posadasii C735 delta SOWgp is the source of this 369-nucleotide messenger RNA. Lineage: Eukaryota; Fungi; Ascomycota; Eurotiomycetes; Onygenales; Onygenaceae. The record is from RefSeq and is a predicted model, not a curated record.
AUGGUGAGUACCGGAUUUCUUGGACUCGGGAAGAUAGAGAAUGGGUAUGUACGGUACUCCGCGUAUCGAUGUAAGCGACAGAUGCCAUUGGCCAUUAUCAGUGCGUGUGCUGUUAGUGACGACAAGGCCCAAGCAGCAAAGCAUGCCUUGCCUCUUCACUGUUGCCAACGAAAAAAACCGAAGACAACGAAACACGCGGAGGCAUGGGCCGCGUAUGGAGAAUCCCUAUGGGGCGGCCGGCUGGGGCCCCGACUCCCGAGGGACCGUGUUGAUGUCGAAUUCUCCCGACGGCGAGAACAAGCGUGGAUGGCUGCUGGGCGAUCCCUUUUGCCCGCCCGGGACUCAGGCGCCAAGCAAUCAUGUGAUUGA